This is a messenger RNA of Arachis duranensis, 1538 nucleotides long. RefSeq names its product F-box/kelch-repeat protein At3g23880-like. Bases 92 to 1420 code for a protein of 442 amino acids. The record is from RefSeq and is a predicted model, not a curated record. Gene Ontology annotation, molecular function: protein binding. NCBI's taxonomy places the organism in Eukaryota, Viridiplantae, Streptophyta, Magnoliopsida, Fabales, Fabaceae. The transcript is spliced from 2 exons.
AAAAUAUUUUUUUUAGCUGCUAACACAAGCGCAGAUCAUCCGCUUUCUCUCACCAUCGCCGGCGCCAUCUUCCUUUAGUUUCCUCGUACGUAUGAGGAGGGGUCCGAUUCCUGAUGAUGAUGAUGAUGCUGUUCCGAGGAAGGGGAAGGUUGUCACAACCACCGGGGGGUGGCCGGAACUGCUCCGCUGUGUCACGACAAAACCACCACCUAUCCUUCUGGACGAGCUCAUAGCGGAAAUCCUGCUGAGGAUACCGGCGAGGUCUCUCCUUCGAUUAAGGAACAGCGUCUGCAGUUCAUGGAGAACCCUAAUUUCCAGUUCCCAAUUUGCCAAGGACCACCUUCGACGUUCAAUGGCGGUGGAUCCAGCCUUGACCCACCCACUUAUUGCCUAUUUUGCCCGAGCCUGCGAAUACCCCAAAAUCGGAGUGUUCUCCGUACGAUCUGUGAUGGAGAACCCUCCCCAGGAACCCACUAAAGUAGUUUCCUAUGAGGGACGACGCUACCGCAUCAUCAUUGGCUCUUGCAAUGGAUUGCUGUGCUUGCACGAUGAAGAGCGCGGCGAGGAUGGAUUCAUAAUAAGCCGUCGUGCCAUGCUGUGGAACCCCUGCACCGGAUUCACUUCUCAGCCGCUUGAAAUUGCAGGUGUCCUCUCCAUUUGCGGAUUCGGUUAUGAUCAUGUCAAUGACAAGUAUAAGCUCUUGGCUGUUGUGAGAAAGAAAUCAGGCGAACCCGUCACCACCAGAAUGUUUACAUUCGGCCCAAAUUCUACCUGGAGAACAAUCCAGGAUUUCCCCCAUAAUUAUUUUGACUUUCAUUCCGGGAAAUAUCUGGAGCGUCUUGCAGGGCUUUAUUUAAGUGGCACUGGCACUCUUAAUUGGCUUCUUUACAGCUAUAGUAGUUUUGUGAAGGUUAUUUCCCUUGACUUGGUCAAAGAGACUUAUAGUCAGUUUUCCCUUCCCAGCAGGGAUUCACAUGAUAAUCUCUGGAUGGAACCCAAAUUGGGUAUCUUGAGGGAUUGUCUUGCUGUUUGUUAUGAGACUAAGAAAACUCAUUGGACUGUCUGGUUCAUGAAGGACUAUGGAGUUCCUCAGUCUUGGACUAAAUUGACCACAAUCCCCCACCACCCGCUACUCGUUCAUAGUCCCUCAUGCGUUGCAUUACAGCCUAUAUACAUGUUGAAAGAUGUUCUCCUUGCAAUUGCUCCGAGUGGCAAGUUUGUUUUAUGUAACUUAAAAGAUGGCAGCAUAGAUCUUCCUAAUAUUAACAGCUCCAGUGAUGGCAUGCCCAGACUUCUUCCUUUAACUCAGCACGCAUCUCCAAGGGUCUUUCAACUCUAUCAUGAAAGCUUAGUUUCGCCCUCGCACUUUGGUCUUCCAAGUUGCUCAUCUGAGAUGCGGUUAAUUAAGCCAAGCCUAUAAUCUCUUAUGAUUAAUGUAGUGCCUUGUUUUUUUUGUAUUUUAUAGACUCUGGCUUCAUGUUUAAUGUUUUUUAAUUAGGUUCCUUAUGAAUACCGAUUUUCUUUUGUUUUAGUUAGAA